UCGGAAUGAUAAAGAAAAAGUUUUUGAUUACGAUGUCGACUUGUUAAUAUAAAUGUAAAUGACAUAAAAUAAGAAGUCGACUUGUUUAUUAAUUAAGUCAACUUGCUUAUUUGAUGUUAACUUUAUUCGUUCUCACGGUCAGAUUCCCACGGUCCGUAUUUUACUUCCUGUGCUGACACAUUAAAGAUGGAGAUCGACAGCAACAACAUCAGCGGGAGCAGUGGAAACGAGUCAUAACUGCUUGGUCACCUGCCCGUCUAAUAAAUGGUCAAAGACAAUGGAAGCAAGCAAUAUUUUAAAGUUACUCUGUUGUCUCCUUUGUGUUGCUGAUCAUGACGUUACAGGAAUACCUUACCCAGGCGAUGAUGCUUCUGUGCCUGAACUAGUCCAAUACUAUCAUCAAUUAUGCUACACGUCCCUUCAAAUAUGUGGAUUUCUUUUGUUUGUUCACGGAACAUUCAUGAGUUGUUCCAUGUUAAAAAGACUUAAGAGAAGAUUAAAUAUCAGACGGCGUAACAACCAGUCGCCAUUACCUACAGUUGUAAGGACAAUCCUGGCUUUACACCGUAAUGGCCUGUCUAAUGUUGGAUACAGGUAUAUGUGGAGGACUCUGAACAUAGGCUUUGGACUUUGCGUCACACAAUCAAGAGCAAGGCUUUGCUUAAGAACAAUAGACCAACAGGGUGUACUCAACAGAUCGCGUCGAGUUCUUCGAAGGAGAGUGUACUACAAUAGAGGACCAAACUAUCUGAUUCAUGUCGAUGGUUACGAUAAAUUAAAACCCUACGGCAUAGCUAUACAUGGGGCAAUCGAUGGAUACUCUCGUAAACUUUUAUGGUUGAUAGCAAGUCCCUCCAACAAUAACCCCAGAUAUGUCGGUUACUGGUAUCUUAAUUGGAUCAAACAAAGAAAGAUGCUUCCAAGGGUUGUUCGAUCGGAUGCAGGAACAGAAAACGUCAUAAUGAGGGAUUUACAAAGAUCGUUGCGACAUAAUCAAAACGAUGAAAUGUCGGGACAAAAUUCUUUUCUCGUCGGCAGAUCUGUUGCAAAUCAAAGAAUAGAAAGGCUUUGGGGUACACUAAAAACGAGUUUCACCCAGUUUUGGAGAAACCGUUUCCAGGAUUUCCAAGACACUGGACUUCUUAAUGUAUCGUGUCCAGUACAUAAAGAAUGUGUUCGAUUUUGUUUCCUCUCCGUUAUCCAACAUCAAUUGGACAUGUUUGCUGAGAACUGGAACUCACAUAGAAUAAGAAGACAACGUGCUGAAGUUGUAACACCAAGUGGUAUUCCAAAUAUGUUAUACUAUCAGCCAGAGAUCUUUGGUGGAAGAGACUGUUCAUUUCCUUUACCAUGUAACUUACAAACAAUUGACAAUCUCAUAGAGGAAUAUACAGAGAACUUUCCAGAGCAUGGCUGUAGCAAUGAAUUUAUUAACAUUGUCGAGUUGCUUACUGGAAACAGACGAGAUCAGUUUCCCAUCAUCACAUCAUACGAUGACGCAGAGCUAUUGUUUCGGACAUUGAUUGCUGCCUUACCGAAUUGAACAUUUGCUAUACAUUUUUUAUACAAUAAUGAUUUUUCAAACAUAUUUUUAGAAAUUAAUUAUAUAUAUAAUAUAAGUAGGUUUGAUAUUUGGUUUUACCAUACAAGAAUUAAAUCAAACAAAAUUACUAUGAGUUACU
Molecule: messenger RNA, 1682 nt
Organism: Mytilus trossulus (common blue mussel)
Lineage: Eukaryota; Metazoa; Mollusca; Bivalvia; Mytilida; Mytilidae
Exons: 3
Coding region: 278-1543 (421 amino acids)
Source: RefSeq, a predicted model, not a curated record